AUGGGGCCGGCUCUGCCAACGCCAGCCCUCCACCUCCCUCCCCCUGAGGCCUCUGCGGCUCUUUCCACACCCCACCUCCUCCUGUCCCCCAGCUGUGGGGAUCUGGAUUCAGUCUCGGUCCUCGCUGACCCGUGUCCCACCCCGCUCUGCCCCCGAUCGCUCUGUCCCCUCUCCGGCCCUGUCCGAUCGCUCUGUCCCCUCUCCGGCCCUGUCCGAUCUCGCUCUGUCCCCUCUCCGGCCCUGUCCGAUCGCUCUGUCCCCUCUCCGGCCCUGUCCGAUCGCUCUGUCCCCUCUCCGGCCCUCCCCCCGAUCGCUCUGUCCCCUCUCCGGCCCUGUCCGAUCUCGCUCUGUCCCCUCUCCGGCCCUGUCCGAUCGCUCUGUCCCCUCUCCGACCCUGUCCGAUCGCUCUGUCCCCUCUCCGGCCCUGUCCAAUCUCGCUCUGUCCCCUCUCCGGCCCUGUCCGAUCUCGCUCUGUCCCCUCUCCGGCCCUGUCCGAUCUCGCUCUGUCCUCUCUCCGGCCCUGUCCGAUCUCGCUCUGUCCCCUCUCCGGCCCUCCCCCCGAUCGCUCUGUCCCCUCUCCGACCCUGUCCGAUCGCUCUGUCCCCUCUCCGGCCCUGUCCGAUCUCGCUCUGUCCCCUCUCCGGCCCUGUCCGAUCGCUCUGUCCCCUCUCCGGCCCUCCCCCCGAUCGCUCUGUCCCCUCUCCGACCCUGUCCGAUCGCUCUGUCCCCUCUCCGGCCCUCCCCCCGAUCGCUCUGUCCCCUCUCCGGCCCUGUCCGAUUGCUCUGUCCCCUCUCCGGCCCUGUCCGAUCUCGCUCUGUCCCCUCUCCGGCCCUGUCCGAUCGCUCUGUCCCCUCUCCGGCCCUCCCCCCGAUCGCUCUGUCCCCUCUCCGGCCCUGUCCGAUCGCUCUGUCCCCUCUCCGGCCCUGUCCGAUCUCGCUCAGGCUGCUCUAACUGCCUUACCCGACCAGUCCUGUAAAUAUAAGUACACAGAAAUUAUUGGAAUCGCGGUUGAAAAGUGUAUCAUAAAAAAAAAAUAAAAAUUUUGACAUUUA
Molecule: messenger RNA, 1053 nt
Organism: Carcharodon carcharias (great white shark)
Lineage: Eukaryota; Metazoa; Chordata; Chondrichthyes; Lamniformes; Lamnidae
Product: vegetative cell wall protein gp1-like
Exons: 3
Coding region: 1-1038 (345 amino acids)
Source: RefSeq, a predicted model, not a curated record